Molecule: messenger RNA, 1028 nt
Organism: Cryphonectria parasitica EP155
Lineage: Eukaryota; Fungi; Ascomycota; Sordariomycetes; Diaporthales; Cryphonectriaceae
Product: HAD-like protein
Exons: 2
Coding region: 62-976 (304 amino acids)
Source: RefSeq, a predicted model, not a curated record
UGACGGUUGAAUUUUUGACUCUUCUCUUUUGCAAUGUUCAUGUAUGUAAAGUUGGUGAAAUAUGCUCCCAGAUGAGCAGCCAGUCGAGUACAUACUCGACAGCAUAGACACGAUCAUGGCUGCCUCAGCACAACCCAAAGUCAUCCUCUUUGACAUUGGUGGUGUCGUUCUCGCGUCACCUUUCCAAUCCAUCCUGGACUACGAGCUGAGCCUCGGAAUCCCACCAGGCUGGGUCAACUACUCCAUCUCCAAGACAUCACCAGAUGGCUACUGGCACCGGCUGGAGACAGGCCGGAUCCCCCUGGACGACGCCUUCUACAGUGGCUUCUCUGAGGACCUACACAGCCCCACGCUGUGGCAGGCCUUCUACGAGACACAGCGGGCCAAGAACCCGACCUUGCCCAAGGAAACACCGCCCGUUCCCAGACUCGACGCCGAGUGGCUCUUCAACGACAUGAUGGCAACGGCAAGGCACCCAGACCCCUGGAUGUUCCCGGCCCUCCAAAAACUCCAGGCGAGCGGCAAGUACAUCCUCGCAGCCCUCAGCAAUACCAUCAUCUUCCCGCCUGGACAUGAGCUGCACCGGCCUGACCCUACUGGAGACCCCGUCCGUGGUCUCUUUGAUGUCUUCAUCUCGUCUGCCCACGUGGGCAUGAGGAAGCCCGAUCCUCGGGUGUACCAGUAUGCACUGCAGCAGGUCAACAAGUUCGCCGAGGAGAAUGCCAGCUCGGCCAGGGGCAAGAAACUGGGCUGGGGAGAAGGCAUCCAGGCUGGUGAUGUUGUCUUUCUGGAUGACAUCGGGGCGAAUCUGAAGGGAGGCAAGAAGGCUGGUUUCCGCACGGUCAAGGUGGACCUGGGCAGGGCGUACCAGGCAGUCGACGAGCUGGAGAGGAUCACGGGCUUGAAGCUGGCCGGGACUCACCCCAAGGUGGCGAUAAGACCAAAGCUGAAGAGCUCAGGAAAGCCAAGGAUAUGAUUAGACAGCCAUAACCAAACAACAACCAAAUACGAGACAAAAGUCCACACAG